Molecule: messenger RNA, 2036 nt
Organism: Capra hircus (goat)
Lineage: Eukaryota; Metazoa; Chordata; Mammalia; Artiodactyla; Bovidae
Gene: RAI2
Product: retinoic acid induced 2
Biological process (GO): animal organ development
Cellular component (GO): nucleus
Source: RefSeq, a predicted model, not a curated record
AGCUCUGGAGGCAGCUAUAAAUGGUCUCAGAAGGAAGCUUCACACGGUGUAUUCUGUGUUGCAGGCCAAGUGGCAUCCGAGCCGAGUGAUGGACGAUCUACAGUCCCAGAACCUCGCCAUGGACAUGAGCGACUCCUCCCCCGCCUUGACCAAUAACAGACUGGAGAAUGGCAUGGCCCAGCUGAUCACCACCGAGGCCUGGAACAUCAACUCCACCGACCUGGUAAAGAAGGCGCUGGUGACCGUGCCAGCCCCGUCCAUCCAACCCCCGGCCGAGUCCCAGAGCGGCGUGGCUCUCAAGGUGGCGGCCACCGUGCUGCAGCCCCUGUGCCUGGGGGAGAGCCCCGUGGUGAUGCCCAUUCACAUGCAGGUGGAGGGCAGCUCGGCGCCUGAGCUCAACCAGAGCGGCAACGCCACGUACGUGAUGACAGCGCAAGGGCCCGUGCAGCUUCCAGUGGUGCUGGAGCAGCACGUGUUCCAGCACCUCAACUCCCCGCUGGUCCUGCCGCCAGAAGCCCCGGGCUCCUCUGGCGCCAUCCACAACAACCUCUUCCAGGGGGCCCGGGACCCCGAGGCACAGCCCCAGCUCCUGGAUCUGCGGAUCCCCAGCCAGCCGCAGGAGCCCCCGCUGCCCUUCGAAGCCGUGCUCCACAAUCUGUUUCCUGCCCAGGGUGCGCUCGGCCCCCCACCCUGUCAGCCUCCCCCAGGCUAUGCCCCAGUGCCCCCCCAGCCAUUCAACUCCCCCUUGUCACCCCUGGUCCCGCCGGCCACGCUCCUGGUGCCCUACCCGGUGAUCGUGCCCUUGCCCGUGCCACUCCCCAUCCCCAUCCCCAUCCCUGUGCCUCAGAGCUCCGAAGCCAAGUUCAGCCCGACUUGCCCCAAGCCGCCAUCUGCCUUUGGCCUCCACCCCUUUAAAGGCCCCCAGAGCCCUCUCCAGAAGGAGGAAGUAAAGCCCUUCGACCUGUUCCAGCCCCGGGAGUACUUCCAGCUCGGCCGCCACACUGUCAUCAAGAUGGGGAGUGAGAAUGAGGCCCUGGAUCUCUCCAUGAAGUCAGUGCCCUGGCUCAAGGCUGGCGAAGUCAGCCCCCCAAUGAGCCAGGAAGACACAGCCCUAGACCUGUCACUGGCCGCCCACCGGAAACCUGAACCUCCCCCCGAGACACUGUAUGACAGCAGCGGGUCCGUGGACAGCCCAGGUCACCCGGUGCUGGAGAAACUGCCCAGUGGCAUGGAAGUGCCCUUUGCCCCCGCCACGACACAGGAGGCUGCAUCUGUCAUGGAGAGUCACGGGGGCGGCAGCGACGCCACCGAGCUACCCAGCCAGCCCAGUGGUGAGGUCAAGGCUGGAAAUCACAUGGAGAUGGUGAGCGAGUCCCAGGCGGCCAAGGUGAUCGUCUCCGUCGAAGACACUGUGCCUACCAUCUUCUGUGGCAAGAUCAAAGGCCUCUCGGGGGUGUCCACCAAGAACUUCUCCUUCAGACGAGAAGACUCCAUGUUUCAGGGCUCCGACACCAACAGCCCAGGAGAAGAGGCCCUGGGAAACAUGGAGGCCCUCAGGAAACCCACCAAAAACCGGAGCAUAAAGUUAAAGAAAGUGAACUCCCAGGAAAUACACAUGCUCCCAAUCAAAAAACAACGGCUGGCCACCUUUUUUCCAAGAAAGUAAAUAAUGGCUUUUUAAAAUUUUUAUGAUUAUAAUAUGGGGAAAGGUGCAUUGGUUUUAUAAAAAGGCAUUUAAAACAAAUUAUCUUUGUUAAUUAUUUUGGGGAGUAGCUGGGAACCAGGAAAGCAAAUUGGCUCUAGAGGCCCUGUAAGCUAGGAUCAUUUUCUUUUUUAAUUUUUGACUUUUCACAAAUGAGUAAAUAAGAGCAACCUAUUUUUCAAGCAGAUUGCACAUUUUUUGCAGCUUUAAUGGAAUAUUGGGUGAAUCAGAGGGGGUUAAAAAAGCUAUUUUCAUUGCCACAAAGUGCUUUGAUGAUGUAAUACCUAAUAAAGGGUAGGAUGAAUAUUUCACAAUAAAUGUUCAUUUGCACUAA